Durio zibethinus is the source of this 2212-nucleotide messenger RNA. RefSeq names its product FCS-Like Zinc finger 8-like. NCBI's taxonomy places the organism in Eukaryota, Viridiplantae, Streptophyta, Magnoliopsida, Malvales, Malvaceae. The record is from RefSeq and is a predicted model, not a curated record.
UUUUUGUUUCUGCCUUACUCUCAGUCAGUCUCUCUCUCUCUCACUUUCUUUUCUAUUUUUCUCUGUCAUUUCUCUGCAAUUCCAUGCCAAUUUUUCAGCACUGAUGAUGGAGAAUAUGAAAUAGUGGGGUUUCAAAAUAAAAUAUCAUAGAAAAAAGGUAAACCCACUAAAGAGAGAGAGAACCAAAAAAAAAAAAAAUGAUAACCCCACAUUUCAGAAUUCACUAAUCAUUUUGUUUUCCUGCUGGGUUUUUUUUCUUUUUCAUUUUUUCAGGCCUUGCUAGGUAAUAAAUCUAUAUUGUUUUUUUCCUUUUGGGGUUUUACGUGAAGGGUUUUUGUCUAUAUCUAUUGAAUCUUUUAUCAUAGAAAAAACCAAACUGCAUUGUGACGAGAUCAAAGAAGAUGGCAAAAAAAUAAAAAGCAAAAGCAAAGCCAAAAAAGAAAGCUUUAAUAGAAGAAAGGAAAAAAAUACAAAACCUUCUUUCUUCUGAUUCAUUGCACGUUUGGUCUCUUUGAUGAUGACCCUUCAGGUGGCAUUAGCUGAGAAAUAAGGGAAAUAAAAAGUGAAACGUUUUUUCUUCUUUCUUUUUUCUUUUUUCCUGUUUUGUAAUUCACUGCUCUGAAUUGGAAGACACAGAGUUCUAGCAAAGAGAGAGAGAGAGAGAGAGAGAGAGAGAGAGAGAGAUUUCAUGGGGCCUUUGGUUUUGUUUUCUGGUUUCUGGGUUUUGUGAAGAUGGUGGUUUUGACUGUAUUGAUAUUGCCUUUGUUUUCCUCGUUCUCUAAUAUUAAACUCAAAAGAGGAGAAAAAGAAAAUCCUACCUUCUUCUAUCUUUGAAGCUUAAAGCUGCCUUGAAAGGUUUUCUUCCAACCAACAGCACUUUUUGGUUAAAAAACCGAUCUUUCCGGAAGAGAUCAACAGCAAGAACCAGCAACUGAAGCUUUAGAUUUUAAUAAUGGCAGACUGUGACACUACUCUUCCAUCUCCCAAAGACAACAAGGAACAGAAGAAACCCACUUCAUUUCCUAGGUUGUUCACUGGUUUUACUUUAAAAGCCUUUUCUGAUAAUACUGAGGCUGUUAUGAGCCCAACUUCUAUUCUUGAUAGCAAGCCCUUUUCAGCUUUCAAAAACCCUUUUUGGUCCGAAUCAAGCACCCCCAGAACCCCAGAACCUGAAAUUAGACACAAAAUUGACUCUAAAGGAAUUGGUCUUGGCAUUGUUGAUGCUCUCAAAGAUGAUGCUUUUGAUUCCAACCUGUCAAAACCUGUCCUUUUCGGUUCACAACUUAGGAUCCAAAUUCCAUCCCUUCCUCCUGUUUUUUCUCCUGCAGAAUCUCCUAGAACACCUCCUGAAUUUGGUAUCAAAACAAGGAAUUCUGAAUUGAGUUCAUUUUCUUCUGGCUUGUCUCCUUCUCCCAUGAGGAAAAGCAUUGAGGCAUUGAAUUCUCCUAGGUUCUUCACCGGGAGUCUCUCAGCUACUGAGAUGGAACUCUCAGAAGAUUACACAUGUGUAAUAUCACAUGGGCCUAAUCCAAGAACCACCCAUAUUUUUGAUAAUUGCAUUGUUGAGAACUGUUGUGGGGUAGUUGGGUUCACUUCUUCGAAGAGGGAGAAUGGAUUUUUGGGUGAUAGAUCAAGUUACCAAUCUGACAGUUUUCUCAGCUUCUGUUAUACUUGCAGGAAGAAUCUUGGUCAGGGAAAAGACAUUUACAUGUACAGAGGGGAGAAAGCAUUUUGCAGCAGAGAAUGCCGGUACCAAGAGAUGAUGCUAGAGGAAGAAUUAGAUAAACUGGAAUCAGAUGAUGUCUUUGGGACCUGUUCUUGACAGUUGUUUAAGUUGUCAUCAAUCUUUUUCUCUCCUUUGAAGAGCCAGCCAAGAAAAAGUAAACCUGCUCCACAACUUUGUUUACAGACCAUCAUUAUAAAAAUUUUAACUACUUCAUUUGCAGAUUAGACUAGGCUAGUUGUGAAAGAAAAACAAAAGGUACUGGAUUAUAAAUCCUGGACUUUUUUAUCUGCUUAAAUGUUAAAAAUUGAACCUUGGUUUUCUCAUUAUAUCUCCUUCAACAGGUGGAAGGAGCAAUAGGCUCUGAUAUUUGUAGACAUUUUCUUGUAAGUGAUAAUGGGGUAAUUGCUGUUGGGUUUUUGUCCACAGUUUUUGGUUGUCAAAGUUGGUGGCAAAUGGCAAUGAUGAUCAUCCUGAUUUGUGAAUUGA